GGGGCGCGGGCGCCGGCCACGCGGACAUGAGGUGGAGGCUGCGCCUACGUGGGGACGCGUUGCUCACGCUGAUCCUGGGCGCCGCCCUCAGCCUCCUGCUCUAUGCGCAGCGCGAUGGCAGAGCUCCCACCACCAGAGCGCCGCGAGCGCAAGGGAGGGCAGCGCGGGGGCCCACCCCCCGGCUCCGUGUAUUCCAGGCGCCGGACGCGGGCGCAGCCCUGCAGGUCUAUGAAGAGGACACGCCGGAGCCGCCCACGCCCACGGGACCCUUUGACUUUCGCGGAUACCUGCGUGCCAAGGACCAGCGACGCUUCCCCCUGCUCAUUAACCAGCCGCACAAGUGCCGAGGCGAUGGCGCACCCGGCGCAGGACCCGACCUACUCAUCGCCGUCAAGUCAGUGGCGGCCGACUUUGAGCGGCGCCAAGCUGUGCGCCAGACGUGGGGGGCGGAGGGUCGCGUGCAAGGGGCGCUCGUGCGCCGCGUGUUUUUGCUGGGCGUGCCCAAGGGCGCAGGCUCAGACCCAACUGAGGCGGAGGGGACAGGCUCGCAAGCGCGCUGGCGCGCCCUACUGCGUGCUGAGAGCCGCACCUACACAGACAUCCUGCUUUGGGCCUUCGACGACACCUUCUUCAACCUAACGCUCAAGGAGAUCCACUUUCUGGCCUGGGCCUCAGCCUACUGCCCCAACGUACGCUUCGUUUUUAAGGGCGACGCAGACGUUUUCAUGCACGUGGGAAACCUGCUGGAGUUCCUGGCGGCGCGGGACCCGGCGCAGGACCUGCUUGUGGGUGACGUGAUCGUACAGGCACGGCCAAUCCGGGCGCGAGCCAGCAAGUACUACAUUCCCGAGGCUGUGUAUGGCCUGCCGGCCUACCCGGCCUACGCUGGCGGAGGCGGCUUCGUGCUUUCGGGGGCCACGCUCCGCCGCCUAGCCGGUGCCUGCGCCCAGGUGGAGCUCUUCCCUAUAGACGAUGUCUUUCUGGGGAUGUGUCUGCAGCGCCUUCGGCUCACACCUGAGCCUCAUCCUGCUUUCCGCACCUUUGGCAUACCCCAACCUUCAGCUGCGCCGCACCUGCGCACCUUUGACCCCUGCUUUUACCGUGAGCUAGUUGUAGUGCAUGGACUAUCAGCCGCUGACAUCUGGCUAAUGUGGCACCUACUUCAUGGUCCGCCUGGGUCAGCCUGUGCACAUCCACAGCCUGUAGCUGCUGGCCCCUUCCAGUGGGGGCCGUAGUAACAUGUCACAGCCCAAAGCUCCCCUCAUUCAGAUCCAGGAUGUAGAAGAGACGAGUUUCCCAGGUGGAUUAUUGCAGGGUAUGUGGUUCUUCCCCAAAAAGGGCAUAAGAGUUCAGGAACCAGCUGGUGUCACAUGUCUGCUUCCUCAGGGUUCCAGGGAAUGAAGAUUGAGUUUGGUUCCUGUCCCCCUACUUGGGAGCUGAUCUGGAACCAUCUAAUGACAAACCUUUGAGGGGGAGGGGGGAUGGGGUGUGUGGGAGUGUGGGUGUGUGUCGGGAGAAGUGGCAGGGACUCAUGGACUCUGACCACACAACUUGGUUUGAAACCCUGAGGAUGCACACAUACAGGCCUUUCUCAUAGCUACAUCCCACAAGGAGGUGGGGAUCUGGCUUCAGCCUUCAUGGAACUGGCAGACAUUCCAUUAAAACUCAAUCCGAAAGUAGGCGUUUUGUUUCCCACCUGUCCCUCCAAAUUGUAUUUUCAGCCUUGUCAAUCUUUAGAUCUCCUUUUGAGGAGACACCCCCUUCCUGGGCCCUGGUUUGGUUGCAACAGCAGGGAUCGAGACACACAGGGACAACUCAGUCUUUCCCCACCUCCAACUAACCUAUACCCACACAACUAGGGCAAUCUCCUGGAGGCAGUAUUGCCCCUUCAGAGGAGCCAAGGAACCUCUUCUAAGAUGACUCCACUAUACAUUUCCCACAUUCUAAAAAAAGAAGUCAAUGACCCCGCACUUAUUUUAGUACAAACAUCCCAGCAACAGCACGUGGUGAGCCAUUGCUGAGGGCAUAGGUCUUUAUUGGAGGUGUGGGCAGGACAUGAGGAAGGUUCCCCCAUUCCAGGAGGAUGAGAUCAGUCCUGGCUGACCCAACAGUGGGGAUGUGUGGAGUGGGGGUUGGGGUGGUGUCUCUGGCCAGGCCACAGUCCAAAUGGGAAGACACCAGUCAGUCACAAAGUCACAAGAGCGCCACACAAGCCUGGAUGUAGGCCCAGGAAUCAUAUAGGAACCUGGGGCAGGUCCCCUGCACAUUCAUCGUUAAACUAUACAGGAUGAGGCUGUACAUGAGUUAAUUACAAAAGUCAUAUUUACAAAAAUCUGUACACACAUUUGAAAAACUCACAAAAUUGUCAUCUAUGUAUCACAAGUUGCUAGACCAAAAUAUUAAAAAUGGGAUAAAAUUAUACAUUUCUCUUCUCAAUUCUUUUCAAAAGGUUAAUAUUUUUAAAGCACAUAUGCUACUUUCCUUAGCAAGACCCAUGAAGAGGCUGAACAGCUCAGCCCUCCUUGAGUCCCCAAAGCCUGAGCCAUGAAUGGGCCCAGCCAGGGGACACUGCCCAGGAUUGGGGCAGGGGAGCCAGCCCACAGUGCAGAACAGAAUGCUGAAACACAACAAAGGAGGAAGAUGUCUUUGGCUAAAACUUUGGCAUU
Molecule: messenger RNA, 2666 nt
Organism: Myotis brandtii (Brandt's bat)
Lineage: Eukaryota; Metazoa; Chordata; Mammalia; Chiroptera; Vespertilionidae
Gene: B3GNT9
Product: UDP-GlcNAc:betaGal beta-1,3-N-acetylglucosaminyltransferase 9
Exons: 1
Coding region: 27-1235 (402 amino acids)
Cellular component (GO): membrane
Molecular function (GO): hexosyltransferase activity
Source: RefSeq, a predicted model, not a curated record